CUACAGUCAGUCAGUCGGUCAGUAUGCUUGGGGGCGCAUGGCUAAGGACAACUGAUCCCACGCCCCGCCCUCACCACCAUCACCACCACCACCACCACCAGACAGACAGUAUACUCACCACCACCACCACACAGACAGGACUCACCAGCACCACCAGACGGACAUAGGACACCACCACCACCACCACCACCACAAGACGGACACAGCACUCACCACCGCCGCCACCACCUUCAUCACCUCUUCCCUGCGUGCCUCUUGUAUAUGCGUCGCCCAGAGCAUUGGUGAGCCGCCAGGAUGAGCGGCACCAGCAAAUUCGACGACCUGCUGACGCAUCUGGGCACCGGGCGAUGGAAUAUGCUCUACUUCCUCACCACUUCCUACUGGUGUCUGCUGGUGCCGCCGCAGUUCAUCAGUGGAGUGUACCUCGCGCCCUUCGUCAACUACACCUGCGUGCCCCCAGACAGCCUCAACGGGAGCGUGGUCGAGGUGGACGACGACUCCUGCAGCUACGUGCGUGUGGUGGAAGGCGGGACGGAGGUGGAGGAGGCGUGCACCGACUGGGACUUCGACACUUCAGUCUUCACCAGCACGCUUACGUCGGAGUUCUCGCUGGUGUGUGAGCGGAGCCACCUGCGCGCCACCUACCAGAGCGUCUUCAUGUUGGGCACCGUCCUCAGUCCUCUGCUGAGUGGCUACCUCGCUGACAGGUACGGGCGCAAGGUGGUGGUGGUGGUGACCCAGGUCCUCAUCAUCGUCAUCUCCAUCACCAUCAUCUUCUUUACCAACUUUUUCGCCAUCCUUGUCAUGCGCUUCUUCCUCGGUGCCAGCAACCUCCUCACCUCCUACAUCCUCGCCCUGGAGGUGUGUGAGCCCAAGCAUCGGGGCACUGUGGGCAUCCUGACGGGCCUGCCGUGGGCGCUGGGCACCAUGAUGUGGGGCGGCGCCGCCUAUCUCAUCCGGGACUGGCGGUGGCUGCAGCUCGCCGUCUCCCUCCCUAACCUCCUCAUCCUGCCCGCCCUUUACCUGAUUGACGAGUCGCCGCGUUGGCUCAUCGUGCGGGGCCUGCAUGACCGCGCGAUACAGGUGCUCCGCAAGGCCGCGCGAUGGAACCGAGUCUCGCUUCCGCCCGAGGACGAUCUGCGCGCCCUCAUGAAGGACAUCCAGGAGGAGUCCUCAACACAGAAAAUCGCCAGCAGUAAGGUCGGUACUGAGGGGGCCAAGGGGCGGUGGCGGCGGUGGUGCCGACCUUCCCUGCCCAGCCUGUUGAAAACCCGGCCCAUCCAGCUCAUCACCCUUGUCGUCUGCUUCGACUACUUCUCCGUUAGUCUCGUGUUCGACGGCCUCAACAUGAGCGGCGAUGCCUACAGCGCCGACCCCUUCCUCUAUCUCGUGCUGAGCGGCCUGGUGGAGGUGCCCGGCUACUCCCUCACGGCGCCCAUCAUCGACCGCUGGGGCAGGAAGUUUCCCACGGCGAUCAGCUACUUCCUCUGUGGCGCGGUCAUCACAGUCCUCGCCUUCAUCCCGCCCGAGUAUCCGGGGGUCGUGAUGGCGUUGGCUCUAGCGGGCAAACUCUGGAACAGCGGCGCCUUCCAGAUCAUCUACGUCUACUCCUCCGAGCUCUUCCCGACGGAGGUGCGGCUGCAAGGGAUCGGGGCCGCCAGUGUCUCCGCGCAGCUCGCCUCCACCUUUCUGCCUUUCAUCACGACGAUCCUGGGCCCGCUCGUUCCCUGGGCCCCUUCACUUAUCUUCGGCGUGGUGUCUGUGGUCGCUGGGGUGCUGACGAUGCUGUUGAGGGAGACGAAGGGCGUGGCGCUGCCGGAUACCAUCGCUGACCUCUCAAAGACCACCACCAAUGACGCUACCACUGACACUACCACUGAUACUACCACCACUGCUGCCUUCACUCCCAUAUGUGACAAGUCUGGGGAGCCACUACUGAAGCAGCCUCCCGCCACGGACGUCACGCAGACACCCACGCAUCUGAACGGCGGAGGCGGCGGCGUCAGCGUGGAGGACGGUUUGCCGCCCACAGACAGCUACUCGCCCGCCCUGACCUAACGGAGGGCUCUUCACGCUUGCUUCAGACUAUUCCUAUUCAGCAAUGACCCACGACCCCUAUUCUCAAACGCUUUCGGCUCUCACAACAACUGUUUUCCAAGGCCACAAAGGAGAUUAGUCGGGUUCUCAUGAGCGGUCUUAUUUUCUCUUUCACAUUCGUGGUGUAGAAGCCUUGUCAAACUAUCACUACCCUCAUAAAACUACUCAUGGAAAUACCCACAACCUCUAUGAAAGCCGUAUCAACUGUGGGUGUUUGAGCCCUGAAGUGUUGGAGAAUCGUGUAAAAGCCUUGUCAAACUAUCGCUAGGCUCGUAAAACUACUCAUGGAAAUACCCACAACCUCUGUGAAAGCCGUAUCAACUGUGGAUGUGUGAGCCCUGAAGUGUUGGAGAAUAUGGACCUAGUAAACUUUCAUCAGCCUUGGUCUCAUGCACGCCCCACUUCGCAACCUUUGUAAGAGUACUACAUUCUAUAGGUCUCGUCCUUGACUGACCACCACCAGCAGCGCCUUCAGGAGAACCUAAUACUGGCGCUGCACGUAGGAAAGCAUAUCAUGAGAAGGCAGCAAAGAAAGGAACAGCUGUGGGCGUCUGUUUGGGCACGGAGAGACGCAUCUUCGUUUUCUGGUUGAAGUGUUACUGUUUACAAGACACCAGAUGGACGGAAGCACACGAGAGUAAGGAAACGGCAACUAUGAGAGACAGAGAGGAAUGUUGAUAUAGCUUCGGUAGUGACAGUCGUAGGCGAAGAGAAGUGGGGUGGGGUGGGAGGCUUGACGGGGACGAUAGGGCAAUAUGCAUGGUGUUAAGAGUAAGUGAAGACGAAGAGGCAAAGGAAAGAACAAUUGUAAAACUAUCGAAAGUGUUCCUAGUGAGGUGUUGGAAGGAAAGGACCACAGAUGCGAGAAUGAACCAAAGAAAAGGAUGGGACAUAAGUGAUCCGAGGAUGAAAGUUAGUAAAUAGUGAUGAAAGUUGCAGUAAUAUAGUAAAUUCUAACGGGAAAAGAUAAUAGGUAAUGCAGUUGAAAAGCAAAUUGUGUGAAUAAACAGAAGAGAGGAUUAGAAGGAGGAGGAGGAGGACUUACGAAGAGAUAGAAAGUGGAUAAGAAGAAUAAGAAUAAGAAGCAGAUGAAGAAGAAGAAGAAGAAGAAGAAGAAGAAGAAGAAGAAGAAGAAGAAGAAGAAGAAGAAGAUAAACUAACGAGAUAUGUGUUGAGAGAAAGGGAGAGAAUGAAAAGAAAGAAAGGGAAAGGAAAAGAAAGGAAAGAAAAGGAAAGGAAAAGUGUGUGUGUGUGUUUGUGUGUGUGUGUUGGCUAAGGUUAUGUCUGAUCACCGAACACUGUAUUCCCUCAGGACUCUUGCAACACUCAAAGAAAAACUGUUUAUCGGGUAGCUGCGGAGUGUUGCAGUGUGUCGUGUGGAGCACCAAAGAACAACCAAGCUGUUAAUUUUGUGUAAAUAAUAAAAAAAGACUAAAAUUCUCCCCCUUUUCACACUUGCUAAGACUUUUGAUGCGGAGUCGAGGAAACUUACAUUCCACGACCCGCCUUAAGUCCAUCAUCAUUAUUAUUAGUUGCAGUAAUAGUAGACUUAGACAGAUAGACAGACUUACUAGUGAAAGAAGACACGGCCUCUCACAUCAAUCAUAUCCAAAGGUCAAAAAUGAGAUCACUCGGGUUUUCAUGAAUGUCUCUUUAGGGUCAUGGUACGGAAGAAGGGUCAAACUACCACCACCAGGGUCAUAAAGCCACAACGCCUACGAAAACCUUGUCAAAAAUGUAUGCUUGGGCGUCGUAGGGUUAUUUCCAGACCAAUGACUUGAAAAACCUACACAAAGAGAUGACGUACCUGUUCUAAGGACGCUUCAUUGUUACGGGCGAUUUGUA
This is a messenger RNA of Eriocheir sinensis (Chinese mitten crab), 3942 nucleotides long. RefSeq names its product organic cation transporter protein-like. Gene Ontology annotation, molecular function: transmembrane transporter activity. The transcript has 14 exons. Gene Ontology annotation, cellular component: membrane. NCBI's taxonomy places the organism in Eukaryota, Metazoa, Arthropoda, Malacostraca, Decapoda, Varunidae. Bases 295 to 2058 code for a protein of 587 amino acids. The record is from RefSeq and is a predicted model, not a curated record. Gene Ontology annotation, biological process: transmembrane transport.